AUAUUAGACUAGAUGGAGGCGAGUGUUGGAUUGCUUCCUGCGAGUAUUUGAAGGCACAUGCAGCCUCAAAACUUUGGACAGGGCAUCGCCACGUUUUGCUCACGCCUCUUUCAUCUCCUAAUAUUAAUACAGUAAUCGCUAGCUUGUGUUGGCCUUUCAUCCGGAACCUUAUUCAACGUCCUCGACCGUUUCAGUCUCUUGCUCGUCUUCAUCCUUCACAAGCCUCUCUAGACCUUCGAUCACCCAUCUUUAACCGGUUCGAAACGCCAUCAUGCGUACUGCUGCAUUCCUUUGGCUCGCUCCUGCAGCACUAGCCAGCGCCAUCCCUUCCUUCGAAGAGGCUUCUCCCGCCAUCUCAUUCGACAAGAGGCAGAAUGUGUCUCCCAACGUCCUCGGGGGCAAGAUCCUGCAGGCUGAUUUGUACGCUGGUGUUGCUGCCAUCAACCAGCAGAUCUAUCAGGCUACCCAGAAGCCUGACCAGUUCAAGAAGUGCAAUCCCCUGAACCUAAUUGUUCGCAAGGAAUGGGCAACCUUUACUACACCGGAGAAGAACGACUAUGUCAAAGCCGUCCAGUGCAUCUCCAAGCUGCCUCCUAAGACGCCCAAGUCUGAGUGCCCGGGCUGCAAGAACAGAUACGACGACUUUGUGGCAACACAUAUCAAGCAAACAUUUGCCAUCCACAACACUGGCAACUUCCUCCCAUGGCAUCGUUACUUCACCUACGCUUACGAGCAAACCCUCCGUAACGAGUGCGGUUACAAGGGCUAUCAGCCAUACUACAACUGGCCCCGAUGGGCUGACAACCCGAUGAAGAGCCCUACUUUGGAUGGCUCUGCCACCUCUAUGGGCGGUAACGGUGACGCUGGAUGCAGCAACCAGACCUUCUACGGUAUCCCCACCAAUGAUGCUCCUCUGAUCAAGAUCCCCAAGGGAACUGGUGGAGGUUGUGUAACGUCUGGCCCAUUCAAGGAUUGGUCUGUCAACCUUGGUCCUGUCUUCACCGACUCUCUCUGCACGCCUCCCAACCCGAUCGUCGACUUUACAGACCCCAACAUGGGACUUGGGUACAACCCUCGCUGUCUGAAGCGUGACAUCUCUGCCUGGACUUCCAGGCAGUGGACCAACGAUGAGAUGGUUGUGAAGCUGCUCAACAGCCCUGACAUGAAGACCUUCUGGUACGACAUGCAAGGUGGUGACCCAGCUUUCACCGAAUUCAUGGGUGUGCAUACGGCUGGUCACUUCACUGUUGGUGCUGACCCUGGUUCUGACUUCUUCACUUCGCCUGGUGACCCAUACUUCUACUUCCACCACGCCCAAAUCGACCGCGUGUGGUGGUCGUGGCAGAACUUGAACCCUGCCAACAGGACCAAUGCCAUCUACGGAACGAUUGCCCUGGGUGACCCUACCGCCCCUGCCACCAAGCUCACCGACACCAUGACUCUCGGACAUGCCUACCCUGGCAACAUCACUGUUGGUGAUGCGAUGAGCACUAUGGGAGGACCUUUCUGCUACACGUACAUCUAGAGACGGACCCUCGACUUUACUUCGACCUUCUUGUAUAUACUUGACCUGUACAUAUUCAUCCGGAUUGGUGGACUGUAGUCGAUUUGCUGUUGAGCUCAAAAAUAGACCAAGCACGCGUACCCUGUGCGAUGGAAGUAGACUAGCAACCCAGAACAUCCAUGGCCAUUUUUCUGAGUGAGCGCGUGAUGACUGCAAGCCUUGCCUGGAUCGCCUGAGCAUGAUGAAUCAGAAAAACCCAAGCAUAGCGAAUGUCGAUAUCAGAGUAGAAAGUGGAAACUAGCACGAUCUAACGCAUGUUCCGCAGCGCUAAGCGGUCACCAUACCUGGGCUGCAUAUGUCCCGCAACGAAUAUGAAUGG
This is a messenger RNA of Alternaria alternata, 1883 nucleotides long. RefSeq names its product Di-copper centre-containing protein. The record is from RefSeq and is a predicted model, not a curated record. The transcript is spliced from 5 exons. Bases 272 to 1525 code for a protein of 417 amino acids. NCBI's taxonomy places the organism in Eukaryota, Fungi, Ascomycota, Dothideomycetes, Pleosporales, Pleosporaceae. Gene Ontology annotation, molecular function: oxidoreductase activity.